Messenger RNA from Closterium sp. Naga37s-1, 2283 nucleotides. The record is from the annotation of a GenBank genome assembly. Lineage: Eukaryota; Viridiplantae; Streptophyta; Zygnematophyceae; Desmidiales; Closteriaceae.
AUGGCGGAUCCGAGAAUUCGUAGGCAAACCUACACAGCCGCAUCCCAGCCUUUCCGCGGUGCGUAUCCGCGCGGAUCUGUUCCCCCGCAGGCGCAACGCGGGGUUGGAUCCAGGGGGAGCGGAUCCGGUCGCGCAACUGCUGGCGGAGAUGCAGGAUCGGGGGAACGGCAACCCGCGGAGACCGCGGAGCAGGCGGCGGAGCGGGAACUGUGCGAGCGGCGAGAGCAGGAGCGGGCGCAGGAGGAGCGGGAGAGUGAUGCGCGCGAGCGGAAGGCGCAGGCGGCGGAGCGGCUGCAGCGAGAGCAGCAGGCGGUGGUGUCGCUGGAGCGAUCGGUGCAUGCUAAAGCGCGCGAUGUGGAGUCCCUAUCCGCGCAGAGCACGCAGAUGGACGAGCAGGCCUCAGCGAUAAGGGCGAGGGUGGCGGUGCUUUGCGCGCAUUCCCUGCAAGUCAACGGCUUCCGAGCGUACCUGGGGGCUGGAAACCGCGGCCUGCGUGACUGCAAGGCACGCAUCAAUUCUCUAAUUUUCGCUACAGAGGCAGCAGCAGGCAGCAGCAGGGCAGCUGCUUCUGCUGCUCCCGCUGCCCCCACGAGUCCUGCUGUUCUCCUAUCUUUCCCGGGAGGCCUGGCUGAUCUGGCACCCAUAGAAUGGAGCGAGCUGCCUGUGGGAAGCUUUCUGGAACGCGCGAGGCUACACCCGGAGGGGUUGGUGGCGGUGCUGCAGGGUGCUGUGGAAAGGAAGGCGGAGGAGAUAAGGAGGGAGUGUGUUGGGACUGAUUCGGAGGAGGAGGGCUCAAGACUGGGACUCGCCACCCUAACCCGCGCCCCUCUCAGUGCGAGUGGGGGACGAACGGAAGGGAUGACUGGUGGCAGUGACAGCCUCAGCGGCAGCGGCGGCAGCGGCAGCGGCAUUGGUGGUGGCACGUCAAGGAAUCUUUUGCGCAAGGCAGCAAAGCAUGCAUCGUUUACGCCUGCUGACGGUGGUGCUGGCGCUGCUACUGCUGCUGCUGCUGGGGCUGGUGGGAGCACAGGGCGAGGAGUAAGGGGUGGGACGAAUCAGCAGCGCCGGCCGCCACAGUCAACGCAGGAGCUGGUGCUGGCGAGGCAGAAGGAGUACCGCGACCUGUGCCUGCAGACGCAGGUGCUGAGUAAGAGAGCCGAGGCAGUGAGGCUGGCGGUGGAACGGAAGUCCGCUGGUGGAGCAAGCCGGCUUGGGGAUGGGAAAGGACGAAGAGAGGGGGCAGGGGAGAGGGGGGAGGAGGGAGGGGAGGAGGGAGAAGAGAAGGGAGAGGAGGGGGGAGGGGAGGAGGGAGAGGGUGAUGAGGAGGAUGUGGAGUUGGGGAUAGCUAUGGCGGAGGCAGAGUUGAGGGUGCUGCAGGCAGCAGAGAAGCGACUCUCAAGUGAGGUGGCAGCAGCAGGCGCCACGAAUCGCAGGGUGCUGCAGCAGUGGGAGCGAAUUAAAGGGUUCAACGACGAGCGCAGCAAUAAGUGGGCGGAGUACGAGCUUAUAAGGAGGAUAAACCAGGCCUAUGCCCACAUGUGGUGGAACCUCACCAAUGGGGCGACUCAAAAGGCCCUGGCAGGACACGUGGCAAAGGCUGGAAGCGCUCUGAUUGGCUCGGUCCGGGCGGCACGGGACCUGGCCGUUCACGAGGUGACAGCUGGCGCGGCACUGCCGCCCUCCUGGCUGUGCCGCCCGGUCUCCUGUAGCUUUCCGUUGCGUAGUGAGACGUCUCAGGCGUCUCAGGCGUCUCAAAACCCAUUGUCCUCUGAGAGGGAGGCACAGGCGCAGGCACGAAGCAGCUUUAGCUUUCCAUCGGCGGCUGUGGAGGGAGGGGGGGAGGGGCUGGGGUACGAACAGGGACAGGGGCAGGAACACUCAUCCGCUUCUUCUUCCUCUGCUGCUGCUUCUGCCACAGCUAUGGCUGCUGACUCGGCAGUGGCUCAGUUUGUGGAUGCCAUGUCAGCAGCUGCUGACGUGGCAGCUGGCAGUGCUGCUGAGCUGGAGCCAGCUGUCGCCAGCAUGGCACGGCAACUCUCUGGAUUGCAGCAGCAGGCGGAGCAGCAGCACAUGGAGGUGCUAUCGGAGUGGCUGCCACAGCUGGCACAGCUGCAAGGGCAGUCAAGGCAGCUCGUGGCACGCACUCAGAACGCCUCUGACCUGGUCUCCCAUUGGUGGAAGCAGCCGGCCCUUGGGAUCAUCCCGUGGGUGACAGUGGAGGGGAGGAGCAUGGAGGAGUGGGCAGUGGCAUUAGAGGCCGCUCAGAUGCAGAGGGAAAGGUAG